GAUUAGAAGAAGCAGCUAGAAGUGGCUAACAACAAGCUCACGGACAUCUUGUCAGCAGACAAACUGAAAGAGAAGUGUACACACAUCACCGACAGGGAUCAGGGCCUGUCUGUAUUCACAGCUUUGAUUGCCAUAUCACUUUUAGACGUUGAAUGUAAGCUAUAUUUUUGACAUCCCGACAUUUUUAAUGGUAGUUGUUAUCUAGGCAGCUGGCUAGCUCUCGGGUUAGCUCACAUAUUGAGAAAGAGCGAGAUUUAGGGCGCUAGUUAUUCAGGAGCCUCUACACCCAGUGGGAAGAUGGCGCUUAAACGAAUCCAAAAGGAACUGACUGAUUUGGCACGUGAUCCUCCUGCUCAGUGUUCAGCAGGUCCAGUGGGGGAUGAUGUGUUCCACUGGCAGGCGACAAUCAUGGGGCCGAAUGAAAGUCCAUAUCAGGGUGGUGUUUUUUUCCUAACCAUACACUUCCCAACAGAUUACCCCUUUAAACCACCAAAGGUUGCUUUUACUACAAGAAUCUACCAUCCUAACAUAAACAGCAAUGGCAGCAUCUGUCUGGAUAUCCUCAGGUCCCAGUGGUCACCUGCACUCACUAUUUCUAAAGUUCUCCUGUCCAUCUGCUCACUCUUAUGUGACCCCAAUCCAGACGACCCUCUUGUGCCAGAGAUUGCCAGAAUCUAUAAAACAGACACAGAGAAGUAUAAUAGAAUGGCAAAGGAAUGGACAGAGAAAUAUGCCAUGCUGUAGGUGAAGGGCAGCUCUGCACUGUGAACAUUAGAGAUACAACAGAAUAGCGCGGGAAUGGACUCAGAAAUAUGCCAUGUGAUGUUGGCUGGACACAUUAACAAACUGUUUGUUCUCUCAUGUUUCGGACACUGUUGCAAGACCAUAUUUCUCCAUCUGUCUCUUAUGGAGGCAUAACCCCAGUUUUAUGCUCAAACAGGAAUGCAGGCCUGCUCUUGGCCUUUCCACACUACAAAGUCUGGAGAUGGACCUCGUCAGUCUGACGGACGCUCCUCCACUCUCAGCUCGGUCUCACUUCACAACACGUCAUGCCUGUAUGACCACAGUUAUCCUCUCUGAGCCGCUCGGAGAGUGAAUGUCUUUAGGUUGUUCUGCUUUUUUUGGGGCCUUACUCCUGGAGUGCAUGCAAUCGCAGGAGAACAGGUCAGAUGUUGUACAUCAGUGGGAGAUUGGGACCGAUUUCUUCUAUAUUGUGCUUGAUUGUAAAGAUUUGCAACAUUCGGAUCAGCUCUUGGCCCAACCUUUUACAGCUGUGACGACACUGAAAUACAACUCACUUGAUUGGCUUAAAUAUCUAUUUAAAGUCCUGCUACUUUUUCCCUUCAAUAAAGAUGCAUAACUCAUA
Ctenopharyngodon idella (grass carp) is the source of this 1366-nucleotide messenger RNA. It is a transcript of the gene ube2d3, whose product is annotated as ubiquitin-conjugating enzyme E2D 3. The record is from RefSeq and is a predicted model, not a curated record. Gene Ontology annotation, biological process: protein polyubiquitination; ubiquitin-dependent protein catabolic process. Bases 298 to 744 code for a protein of 148 amino acids. Gene Ontology annotation, cellular component: nucleus. Gene Ontology annotation, molecular function: ubiquitin conjugating enzyme activity. Lineage: Eukaryota; Metazoa; Chordata; Actinopteri; Cypriniformes; Xenocyprididae. The transcript is spliced from 8 exons.